GACCGCUUAAGACCCUGCACAAAGCGGAAAUGUGAUCUUUGGUGAAGAUACAGAAAAGCUUAAACCAAAAGCAUGAAGAAGUUAAAGCUUAAAGAACUUGAAAGCAAUCUUCAACAAGUUGAUAAUUUUGAGAAUCCAAAACUGCUGCUUGAGCAAUACCCAACAAGGCCACAUAUUGCAGCUUGUAUGCUUUAUACAAUUCACAAUACGUUUGAUGAUAUUGAAAACAAGAUUGUUGCAGAUCUUGGAUGUGGUUGUGGUGUCCUGAGCAUUGGAAGUGCUAUGUUGGGAGCAGGGUUAUGUGUAGGAUUUGACAUAGAUGCUGAUGCCCUGGAAGUGUUUCACAGGAAUUCUGAAGAAUUUGAACUCACAAAUAUUGACAUGGUUCAGUGCAACAUAUGUUCUUUGCCUGACAAAAUGCCAAAAACAUUUGAUACAGUUAUUAUGAAUCCUCCAUUUGGAACUAAACACAAUAAAGGUAUGGAUAUGGCUUUUCUCAGCACAGCACUGCAGAUGGCAAGAACAGCGGUAUAUUCCUUACACAAAACGUCAACCCGACAACAUAUUCAGAAGAAAGCAGAUGAAUGGAAAGUGAAGAUGGAAGUUUUAGCAGAACUGAGGUAUGAUCUACCAGCAUCAUACAAAUUUCACAAGAGGAAAUCUGUGGACAUUGAAGUUGAUUUUAUUAGAUUCUCUGGAAAAAAGAUGAAUGGAGGAAUGACUUAAAAUGUAUUUAAAAUAAUAAUAAUAAAAAACCUUUAAAUGCAUUCUGAAGUACUAGA
Messenger RNA from Elgaria multicarinata webbii, 782 nucleotides. It is a transcript of the gene METTL5, whose product is annotated as methyltransferase 5, N6-adenosine. The record is from RefSeq and is a predicted model, not a curated record. Gene Ontology annotation, molecular function: nucleic acid binding; rRNA (adenine-N6-)-methyltransferase activity. Gene Ontology annotation, biological process: rRNA methylation. NCBI's taxonomy places the organism in Eukaryota, Metazoa, Chordata, Lepidosauria, Squamata, Anguidae.